UAGAAAUUUGGUACUUCUAUAGCGGUUUCCGUGAGAAGUUUCACGCUGGCUUUUGGUUUAACGUUGAACUCUUUGGGAGCGUAAGCGAGCAAUGCCCUGCUGUCUAAUUGCCUCCCUUUGCUUCCUCUGACUGUUUCCGGUGUUGGCAGUGUGCCAGGGAGGAUCUUGCCCACACAUUCCAGGGCAUAUUCCUGUUACAGUGGUCUAUUCUCAGCUUCUCCCUGAGUGAUUGUUAUGAGACCCACUGUAUGUUAUAUGUCAUCAUCUGCUGAGCUGAUGGGAAUAGGACACUUUGAUAAUGUCAAAAACAUCUUGCAGAAGGAAGGUAACCUCCGCUAAGAUUACUGACUGGGUUGAACCAUCUUUUGAAGACUUCUUUGGAAACACAAGCAAAGCUUCAUCUCAGACAUCAGGAAUUGUUAAAAGAUGCGCCCAAACAAAGAAUGAAUCUUCCUUAGAGAACAAACACGGAAAGAAGAGAACCAAUCCAUUUACAAAAGACCAUGCUAGCGAUAAUAAUCAACAUACUUUUGACUACUCCCAGAAUGAUCCCUGGAUUGAUAAAUACAGACCAGAAAUUCAGGCAGAACUUGCCGUGCACAAGAAAAAAAUUGAAGAGGUUGAGGCCUGGUUGAAAACCCAUGUGGAGAAGAGGCCACAGAAGCAGGGGGGUCAGAUUUUAUUACUAACUGGGCCCCCGGGCUGUGGAAAGACUGCAACAAUUCAAGUGCUUACUAAAGAAAUGGGGAUUCAGGUACAGGAAUGGAUCAAUCCUCUAAUGCAGGAGUUCAAACAAGAUCUACCAGAAGUUUUUGAUAGAGAUACGAGGUUUCAGCCUUUCACCAGUCAGUCUCAGACAUCUCUCUUUCACGACUUUCUCUUAAGGGCAAAUAAAUACAACAAACUACAGAUGGUUGGUGAAUCUUUAAGCACGGACAGGAAAAUCAUUGUUGUAGAUGAUAUGCCUAAUCAGUUUUAUCGAGACCCCUCUGCUUUACAUGAUAUUCUUAGGAGGUUUGUAAAAACAGGCCGCUGCCCUCUAGUGUUCAUAAUAUCAGACAGCCUGAGUGGGGAGAGCCAUCAACGGAGACUUUUCCCGAAGGAAAUCCAAGAAGAACUAGUAGUUAAUAAUAUAAGUUUCAACCCUGUAGCCCCAACAACCAUGACAAAAGUUUUGACCCGAAUUGCUAGCACAGAGGCAAAUGCAAGUGGUGGAAAAAUUAUCAUUCCUGAUAAAGCAUCACUAGAGUUAAUCUGUACUGGCAGUUCAGGGGAUAUCCGAAGCGCAAUUAAUAGUCUUCAGUUUUCAGCUCGGCAAGGUUCAUCUCUGAAAAAUGAUAGCUGGUCUAAAAGCAGAGGGAAAGCAUCAAAAUCAGGAAAACCCUCUUCCAAAUCAAAGACUAAAAAGGAGCCACGGAAAGGUGGAGAAAAUGUAGAUGAAGUACAAGCAAUUGGUGGGAAAGAUGCUUCACUCUUUUUAUUCCGAGCCUUGGGGAAAAUACUUUACUGCAAACGAGACCCCGUACCAGAUGAUACAGAUGUUUAUCGUUUGCCUGCUCACUUAUCUGAAUAUAACAGAGACUUGCUUCUCAUCCUUCCAGAGGCCGUUGUGGAAAAGUCUCACAUGAAUGGAGAACUGUUCAAUUUAUAUCUUCACCAGAAUUAUUUGGAAUUCUUCAUGGAUAUUGAUGAUGUAGUCCGAGCAAGCGAAUAUCUAAGCAGUGCCGAUGUGCUCUCUGGUGAUUGGAAUUCCCGUUCCACACUCAGUGUGUACAGUUCUUCAGUGGCAAGCAGAGGGAUCAUACAUUCUAACAGUGCCAGAGCUUUUGUCAACUGUCAAGGAGGAGUUGGGUUCAAGCCACUACAUAAACCUCAGUGGCUUGCAAUAAAUAAAAAGCACCAAGAAAAUUGUCUUGCUGCAAGGUCUCUCUUCUCAACCUUCUGUUCCACACCGCUUGGUCUUCAAACUCAGGUGGUACCGUAUCUGGCAAUGCUCACAAAUCCAUUGAGGAAUCCAUCACAAAUUGCAUUUAUUCAAGAUGUUGGCCGGCUACCGUUAAAAAGGCAGUUUGGAAGGCUAAAACUUGAAGCACUCACAGACAAAGAUUCUGGACUCCCAGAUGGCGAGAGUGGUGAGGAAGAUAACCUUACUGAAAUGCAAAUAGAAAGAAAUGACGCUGGCAAUUCCAUGGCUGAUAGAAAGGAACUGUUGUCCAGUCAAGGACUGGAAAGUGAGUUGCCAGCCAGUCAGCCCCAACCAGUUGCAGCACAAGCAAUUAUGGAGGAUGAAGAGUUAAAGAUUGAAGAGUAUGACAGUGACUGAUAUCUAUCAACAUAUUGGUUACUCCUAUUUCUUUGGACUUACGGGGCAAGUUUCUGGUUAGCAGGUCAUUCAUUAAUAUGUUUAGUUGUACGGCCUCCAUCCCAGUGUAGGUGUGUUGAAGGAACAAUGACAAAACUUUCUGUUGUGAAUAGGUCAUGAGUGGAACUGGUUUGUGGAGCAGCAGGCUUGUUAAAGCACUUAGUUAGACUGUGUGACAAAUUGCUUUUUUAAUAUCCACUGCAAAAAUAGUGGAUUGGUAAUUAUUGUGCUGAAGAUGUACUGCUGUAAAUUAAUUUAUACAUUACGUACAAGAUGGAAAACCUACAAUGUGAAUGUAAGUUUAUAUAAAGUUCUAUACUGAACUAUUUAACUAUGUAAAUAAAUACCUUUUUUCCUCCAUGUGAA
This is a messenger RNA of Xenopus laevis (African clawed frog), 2728 nucleotides long. It is a transcript of the gene rad17.L, whose product is annotated as RAD17 checkpoint clamp loader component L homeolog. The record is from RefSeq and is marked provisional. Gene Ontology annotation, molecular function: DNA clamp loader activity; chromatin binding. Gene Ontology annotation, cellular component: nucleus; Rad17 RFC-like complex. Lineage: Eukaryota; Metazoa; Chordata; Amphibia; Anura; Pipidae. Gene Ontology annotation, biological process: chromatin organization; DNA repair; mitotic DNA replication checkpoint signaling.